AUUCCCUCAUUUUUACCCCUUCAAACUUUUUCCUGUCUCCAUCCAAACCUACUGUCCAACUUUUCUUUCCUAUUUCCUUCAAAGCCUAACCCUUCUCUCUCUCUCUCCAUCUAUCUCUCAAAAACACCAAGAAUGAAGAAUAUUAAUAUAACCACUAACAAAUGAUGAUGAUGAAACAAGUUUGAGUUUGCUUCACCAUUUUAAGGAAAAAAACUUCUCGGAAAUCAAAGCUACUAUAAAAACCAUAUCUAUAGAUAUAUACAUAUAUACAUAUAGCUUUGAAAAUCUAUCCAAUUAUAUUGUUGAAUGAACACUUCACAACUUCACAGUACUAAUCCCAUCAAUCUCAUCACAUUCACAAUCUCAAAAAAAUUCUUCUUCUUGCUUCAUCAUUUUCAGGAACCCUAGAACAACAAUCAAAGAGAUAAAUUCACAACAAUUAACCUUGGAUCUGCAAUGGAUUCAAUUCAACAAUUUAUACAAACAUGUAACAAUGAAAACACCUGCAACUUCAUGAAUACAAUAAGCAGCAGCAGCAACAACAACACAACAAGCUUAACAACAACAACAACAACAACAACCACAGCAAGUGGAAGCUCUUCUUCAUCUGCAGCUUCAACCAUAACCAACACACCGAACAGUAGCAGCCGGUAUGAGAAUCAGAAACGCCGUGACUGGAACACUUUUGGUCAGUACCUCAAGAAUCACCGUCCUCCACUUUCUCUUUCUAGAUGCAGCGGUGCACAUGUGCUUGAAUUUCUCAGGUAUUUGGAUCAAUUUGGGAAAACAAAAGUUCACACACCAAUUUGUCCAUUUUAUGGUCAUCCAAACCCUCCAGCACCAUGUCCAUGUCCUCUAAGGCAAGCAUGGGGAAGCCUAGAUGCACUGAUAGGCCGUCUUCGUGCCGCGUUCGAAGAAAAUGGAGGAAAACCAGAAACAAAUCCUUUUGGAGCUCGAGCAGUGAGGCUCUACCUUCGCGAAGUUCGCGAUCUUCAAUCGAAGGCAAGAGGGAUUAGUUAUGAGAAAAAGAAGAGAAAACGACCACCACAACCACCACCACGGCUACAGCAACAACAAGUUCCACCAACACAAGGUGCAAGUGCAGCUCAAUAGAGAUCCUCAAAUUCCAAAUUCCCUCUCACUUUCUUAUCUUAAUGCAUUUUCUUACAAAAUUUAUAAUUUUAGGGUUUUUUUUGUUUAAUAAUAUGUGAAAGCUGCUAUGAUCUGAAAAAUCAUAUAGUGUUUUGUCUUUGGAUCCUGUUUGGUUGCUGUACACUGAGAUGAAAAAGUGUUAUAAAAUGUGAGAUAUAUCAUUUAUCUACUUUUAAAGAUAUUGCAGACUGUGCUGUGUUUGUGUACUGCUAGUAGAGUGGUAGUGGUCUGAAAAAGUUGAACCGAGUGAGAGUGAGAGUGUCAAUGAAUAUACAUGUAGUACAACAUCUUUGUGAUUCUCACAAUCACAACCAUGGCAUUAUUCAUAUAUAUAUUUAUAUAUCUUUUCA
Molecule: messenger RNA, 1502 nt
Organism: Lathyrus oleraceus (garden pea)
Lineage: Eukaryota; Viridiplantae; Streptophyta; Magnoliopsida; Fabales; Fabaceae
Product: protein LIGHT-DEPENDENT SHORT HYPOCOTYLS 4
Exons: 3
Coding region: 457-1113 (218 amino acids)
Biological process (GO): mRNA transcription; response to light stimulus
Cellular component (GO): nucleus
Source: RefSeq, a predicted model, not a curated record